AUGGCGUCUGGUUUCGAAAUCCUUGGCCUGAUUGGCAGUAUUGUCAUCAUCGUCGACACUACUAUUGAGGUGUAUGAUGCGAUCAAGAACCUCCAUGGACUACCCGAAGCAUUCCAGCAAGUGAGCAACCGGCUUCCACUUGUCAAAAACGCCUUUGAAGAUGCGAAAGGGCCGGCAAAGAAUGCGAGUUCCAACGAUGAGAAAGCGCUAAAGGAACUCCUCGAAAGCUGUGAGAAAAAAGCCAGGGAGCUGCAGAAGAUCUUCAUGAAAAUUGCCAAAAAGUCAACGGGUAGCGAACCUGUCAUUUCGGUGUAUCGCUCACUUGUCCUUAAGCUGGGCAAGAAGUCUCGAGUUGAAAUUUUGAUGGAUGAUAUUUUGAAAGAUCUACAAGUCAUGGUUGCGCACAGCGUAUUUCGAGCCGCCACGCAGAAGAGAGUCGAGGAGGUGGAGAGAGCUAGACAGGAGCUGGCGGAAGUGCCUCCAUCACUAUCCGACUCUGAUUUCGAUGAAAGGCCUGAUACUGCUAACCAGUAUGGCGACGGCAAUCGCCAAUACAAUGCUUUCGGUGGCAUACAGAAAGAUGUUGAUGGUAGCUACUUUGAGGCAGGGAGGGAUCAAAAUUUUGGUACGAUGCCACUCGAAGCGUCUAAGAAGGAAUGA
Molecule: messenger RNA, 660 nt
Organism: Bipolaris victoriae FI3
Lineage: Eukaryota; Fungi; Ascomycota; Dothideomycetes; Pleosporales; Pleosporaceae
Exons: 1
Coding region: 1-660 (219 amino acids)
Source: RefSeq, a predicted model, not a curated record